UGUUCAGCGCCUUUAGUAGCAGAAGAACUAGAGUAGCGAACGAGCUGUUUGUCCUGUUGGAGUUCCGGGUUCCUGUCUUCUAUUUUUGCUUUGUAGUCCUCAUCUUACGUUGUAGGCAAAAAAGUAACUUUGGCAAACUUCAAGCAAUCAUGGCUCUUUUAAUGGAGCACCAGUUCCGGCAACUUCCAUCCGACAAACAAGUGGAAACUCGGCCGUUUCUUGAGGCGGUGUCUCAUCUUCCUCCUUUCUUCGAUUGCCUCGGUUCUGCAGUUUUCUCCCCCAUCAAGGCUGAUAUUGCGGGUAACAUAACUAAAAUCAAGGCUGUAUAUGACAGUAACCCCACCCGGUUUAAAACCCUGCAGCAGAUUUUGGAAGCAGAGAAGGAGAUGCAUGGAGCUGAGUGGCCAAAAGUAGGAGCAACACUUGCCCUCAUGUGGCUAAAAAGGGGGCUUCGCUUUAUCCAGGUUCUUCUCCAGAGUCUAGUGGAUGGAGAAAAGGAUGAAAACAACCCAAACCUCAUCAAAGUCAACAUCACCAAAGCUUAUGAAAUGGCUUUGAAAAAGUAUCAUGGCUGGUUUGUCCAGAAACUCUUUACAGCAGCACUGUAUGCAGCUCCGUACAGAUCAGAUUUCCUCAAAGCUCUAUCUAAAGGGCGAGAGGUUAAGGAGGAAGAAUGCUUGGAUAAAGUACGGCAGUUCCUGGUUAACUUCACAGCUACUAAUGACGCCAUUUAUGAAAUGUACACCAGGAUGAAUGCAGAGCUGGACUACACUGUGUGAUCUCUCGUUUUACAAAUGAGCAAACUCUAAACCUUAUCUUCUGGUCUCCCAGCGGAUCACUGUUGCCUCCCAUUAGACAAAUCUGUCUCCUCAUUGGAUGUUUCUUCUCUCCUACUGGAUCCUGCAUCUCUGCAGUGUUUGGUUUUGCUUUCCCUUGGGGGACAAUUAGGGUCCAGGCUACUGAAGACUCUAGGGAGGUUUUUUUAGUCUGUCAUUGUUUGUACUGUUGUUAUCUUUGGGUGAUGACUGUUUAAAUGCUUUUGCCUUUCUUUAGAAGAAUGGUGUUCUUAAAAUCAACUUGUUUGCAACUUGUUUAGUAUAUUUCACUAAUAAGAAUUUGAUUCUGCUUUAUUUUUACUACACAUGCACUUCAAGGACGUGUGUAAUGGUUGUGUAUGUGUUCCUUUAUCCAAAUGAAAGUUGUAAUUGUACCAAAUUAUGUUUCUAACCUCUGCAUUCUCUUUAACCAAAUAUCUGGCAUUGACCACAUUGCUGUAAUUUUUUACUUUGGCUUUGUUUUAUGGAGAGAAAAAAAUAAUACUUGUAUUUGAACAAUUGUUUAACAUAAAAUGUAAAGAAAGGAUGGAGCCACUCUAUUUAGUGGUAAAAUGUAAAGAGUAAAUAUAAAUAUAUGUAUCUGUACCUGGUUCAGUUCUUCAAGACAUUUAAUGCUGAAAUGACUAAGAAUCCUCAUAUACUUAUGUCACAUGUCACUUAUGACUCUGUUUUCUGCUCCCUAACAUCAUUGUUUUUCAAAGUUUGCAGAACUAUAUGUUUUCAAAGGUCUCAGCUUUAGAGGAAAUGCUGUUCCAGUGUGGAAAAGAGGCACAAAAGUAGCUAAAUCAAUGCGUUUUCAUCCAAAAAUGUGUUCUAUUUAUGUAAUGUAAUGUAAUUGAGUAUUGUUGGUUUGAAUUUUUUAAUUUCCUAUAUAAUCAAAGGCUAUAAUUAUACAAACUGUCUAGAAAUCUAUGAAAAUGUAUUUAAUUUAUUUUUUAUUCUAAUUGACUGCUUCUUUCUCUGAAAUUCUCUGACCCUGCUGAGAACUACUGUUAUGAAAAACACUGAAAAUCAACAUUAGUUCUCUAACAAUGUCAUACAUUUCAGUUUUGUCACAGCUGUAACCAUUGUAGCAGCGAUGUUUCAUAGCAACUGGACAUUAUCUGGAGAUGCUAUUUUAACCAAAGGACUUUUCCUGGUUUUUGUUUUGUUUUGUCAGAAGACUUGACCUCAGUGAAAGUUAAUUUAUUUGACUCUAUCAUAUUUAUGUGUAGUCUUUUUACAAUCUAAUUAAAACCACAUCCUUG
Molecule: messenger RNA, 2083 nt
Organism: Xyrauchen texanus (razorback sucker)
Lineage: Eukaryota; Metazoa; Chordata; Actinopteri; Cypriniformes; Catostomidae
Gene: gltpa
Product: glycolipid transfer protein a
Exons: 5
Coding region: 150-779 (209 amino acids)
Biological process (GO): intermembrane lipid transfer; ceramide transport
Cellular component (GO): cytosol; membrane; cytoplasm
Molecular function (GO): ceramide 1-phosphate binding; ceramide 1-phosphate transfer activity
Source: RefSeq, a predicted model, not a curated record